CCGAUUCUCGCUCACUGCUGUGGAGCCGCGGCAGGCGGGCCGGGUCGGCCCUUGGGAGACUGGUAUUUUGUCGGGCAGUAAGACCGAAGAUAACCCUAAUCAGAAAGGAUGGAGCUGGGAAAAGGAAAACUUCUCAGGACCGGGCUGAACGCAUUGCAUCAAGCAGUCCACCCAGUUCACGGCCUUGCCUGGACUGACGGGGAUCAGAUCAUCCUGACUGAUAUACAGCUUCACGCUGGAGAGGCCAAGUUUGGGGACUCAAAGGUCAUUGGACAGUUCGAACAUGUGUAUGGGGUGUCCUGGGCCCCACCUAGUACGGCUGACAUGCCCGCUCUGCUCGCUGUCCAGCACAAGAAGCAUGUCAUUGUGUGGCAGCUGUGUCCCAGCAUUACAGAGACAAGCAAAUGGCCGAUGUCUCCAACCUGUGAGAUUAGAAAAUCCUUCCCCAUCCUUCCCCAGGGCUGUGUGUGGCACCCAAAAAGUGCUGUCCUGGCUGUGUUGACUGCACAGGAUGUCUCCAUUUUCCACAAUGUUCACUGUGACAGUUCCUGGGUAAAAGCGACUAUCGACACCCAGGGCCUCAUUCACUGUGCGUGUUGGACCCAGGAUGGCCAGAGGCUGGUGGUGGCUGUAGGCAGCAGCCUGCACUCUUACAUUUGGGACAGUGCUCAGAAGACUCUUCACAGGUGCCCCUUCUACCCAGUGUUUGAUGUGGACAGCUGUGUGCGCUCCAUUGGAGCCACUGUUGAGUCACAGGUCGCCGUGGCCACUGAACUUCCACUAGAUAAGAUUUGUGGCUUAAGUGCAUCUGAAACCCUUGACGUUCUGCCUAGUGGUGAAGACACUUGUCUGUGUAGCUUACCACUUGAGGAAGGGCUCUUUGUGGAUAAGGAGGCAUUUGCUUCUGAAACGAAUUCUGAAACGUCAGUUUCUCCCUUUUCUUCCUCUUCAGAUCCUGUGGAUCUAACUCAUAUACAGUUCAGUAGAUCUGAGUCUGAGGGUAAUUCUCUUAUUUGUCUAAGAAAAAAGGACCACUUGACGGGAACUGGCCUGGAUUCUUCAUAUUUAGCCCUUGUGACCUUUGAGCAAGUGGUUACCCAGACCAGAAAAGUCGCUAUCCCAGGCAUUCUGGUUCCUGAUCUAAUAGCCUUUCAUCCUAAGGCACAGGUGGUGGCAGUGGCUUCCAAUACUUGUAAUAUAAUUUUUAUCUAUUCUGUCAAUCCAUCAUAUAUGCCAAACAUCCAGCAAGUUCAGUUAGAGAGUAGUGAAAGACCAAAAGGCAUAUGUUUCCUGACAGAUAAAUUAUUGUUAAUUUUGAUAGGAAAACAAAAAUCCACUGAUUCUGCAUUUCUUCCUUCUUCAAAGUCUGAUGAGUAUAUCAUUCAUCUGGUUGUUAGAGAAGUAAUGUUGGAGGAAGAGUGUCCAGUAGCACCGAGUGGAAACCAGAGUGGCUACUCUGCUUUCAGUACUCUGUUAAAUAAAGCAGAUAGAAAAAAGCUACUUGAAAGUCUUUCCCCAGAUUUUUGUCACCAAACCAGAGGGCUCUUGUUAACAGCUAAUGGCAGUAGGCAAAGUGGAAGGCCUGGAGGAAGCCUCGUUAAAGGAAUCAGAACUCCUCCAUCCAGUGUCUGUGGCAGCUCCAUAGCCCUGGAAACUCUGGGAGCUGAGCCUGUUAACUGGUCCGUGACACUGCCCAGACCCAGCAGCACACCAGAGCACACCAGCACCCCGGACCCGCCUCAUCCGCCUCAAAGAAGGAACUUAUCAAAGGACAAGGAAACUUAUCAGCUAUCUGAGGAACUGGAAAUUUUAUCUAGGAAACUCAUUGAAGUGCAGCGAUGUCUUUCUGAGCUCACAGACUUUCUACAUAAUGGAAAGAAAUCCACUCCAGUGUAUCCAUGCUCUCGGGAUCUGCCUUAUGUUCACAUCACUUACCAGAAAUUUUAUUAUGUAGGUCCUGUUGUUGAAAAAAGAGCUGUGCUCCUCUGCAAUGGCAAACUAAGGCUCAGUACAGUUCAGCAGACUUUUGGCCUCUCCCUGAUUGAAAUGCUGCACGACUCCCAAUGGAUCCUGCUCUGUGCUGACAGCGAAGGCUUCAUCCCAUUAACUUUCACAGCCACACAGGAAAUAAUCAUAAGAGAUGGCAGCCCCAGGUCCAAUGUCUUCAGAGACUCUCUGUCUCAGAGCCUUGAUCCUAGCCCUUCUCAUGAAGUCUUCAGAGACCAUACUGCCCAAAGUGUAGAUGCCACUGGCUGUUCUAACCACCUAGGCAGAAUGGCCUGAUGUUUGCGGACUAUCUGCGGCAUAGCUUUUUCAGAUGAAGCCAUUACGGACAAGCUCUGUUUUCCGCCGUGGCCUCUCCCCAGCUGGGAUUUGCACUGUCGCUCAGAGGUGAAGCACUUAGUUCGGUUGCUUCUCCCCCUUGCCGGGGCGGAGGCCCACGGCUCUGCAGCCAAGCUCAGUCUUUGUUCGAUCCCUCAGAAAGUGGCUAUUUACGUAUUCAUGACUGUGUGGUUUUGUCUAAGGGCAGAAUUCCCAGAACAAAACAAUAUUAUGGUGCCAUAUGGUUUGUGUUUUAUGGUUUCUCUGAGGCUUUCUGUCCCUUGCCCAAAACUGUUAUUAAAGCUGUCUUAGAAGCACUUAAAAGGUACCUCAGCGUUGUUACAGAUCUUUUUCUUGGCUUAAGGAUGAGGGUAAGGCGUGCUGGGGAACAGAUGCUCCCGCACAUCCUUUUUACCCCAAACCAGCAGUUCUCAGCAGAGCUCAGAGGGAGACAAAAAACCGGGUGACUUCUGCUCCCGGGGCUGGGCCUGCCAGGAUGUAAACCUAACCCGCCUGCUUCCUUAGAAAAUUCUGGCUGACAAAGGUCCAGAUACUCCUAGAAACUGGCCCUGGGCAAAUUUCAAAUGAGUCAAGUGCUCUGACCCCUCUGGGCCCCACCUGAGUGUGUGCUGAUGUUACUAGUACAGUGCCAAGCUCAGGUGAGGCCUGAGGCGGGAUUCCGUGCUGGUGCCGCUUCUGACCUUCUCCCUGAUAGGCUUUUUUUUUCAGUUUUGGGAUCAUAAGAAUGUCCUAUUUUUCUCCCACUAAUCAUCUUCCUUAAUUAAAUCAUCACUUUAAUUUUGAUAUUUUUCCUCCCAUUCAAGUCUCGGAGACCAGCAAAGAGUCUGUGAGAGAACGUAUUUCAGAAAGUUGGAAAUUUCACUGAAUCUGAGGUAGUUCUAAAAAGUACCAGUUUAUUAUAAUUAUGGGCCAAGGCACCAGCUUAGUAUAGUGGAGAGAGCCCUGAUUCCAGCUUCAGAGAGACACACCACUCCUCAUGGCCUUCACACACAAUCCUAAACUUCAGUUACUGCACAUGACGAAAUGAUCAGUGUGUGGCUCGUCAGAGCGCAUUUGCAGAUAAAUUGCUUCAGCCGGAGAAGCUCCAUGAGCACAUACGCAUCUUUUUUUCUCCCCUUUCCUUUAAAAUUAUCCGGAAAGAAAUAUUUUGUACCCUUGGGGACUCCCGUCUGUUAUGGUUUAUGAAGAUGGGACCGGGACAGGAAAGAAGCGAGGGCCCAUUUUGUGGUUCAAAUGCAUUAGAGAGCUGCUGGGAUAAUGGAAGUGGAGGCCGCGUGUCUGUCAUCAGUUGCCUGAGAGUGGUGGCUGAGGACAGUUUGAGGUCUGGCUCCAUUUGCAAAGGAAGUGUCUGGGUGGGAUGAGAGCACACUACUGUGAAUCCUAAAGAGGGGCCCUGGGGGACCCUGUAGUAAGAUCACUGUGGGCGCCUCAAGGUGGAUGUUGUAAUUGCCAUUUCGCUGGUCAGAAUGCUGUGAAUGAGUCUUCAAUAAAAUCACUAAUGGUUGUUGUGGCUGUU
Equus caballus (horse) is the source of this 3859-nucleotide messenger RNA. RefSeq names its product WD repeat and coiled coil containing (gene WDCP). Gene Ontology annotation, molecular function: kinase binding. The record is from RefSeq and is a predicted model, not a curated record. NCBI's taxonomy places the organism in Eukaryota, Metazoa, Chordata, Mammalia, Perissodactyla, Equidae.